This is a messenger RNA of Mytilus trossulus (common blue mussel), 400 nucleotides long. RefSeq lists its product as uncharacterized. The transcript has 2 exons. Bases 5 to 400 code for a protein of 131 amino acids. The record is from RefSeq and is a predicted model, not a curated record. Lineage: Eukaryota; Metazoa; Mollusca; Bivalvia; Mytilida; Mytilidae.
CAUUAUGUUUGUCGCGCUACCAGUUCUGGUACAAGGAUUGCUAAUCCUGAUUCCUCAUUGCAAAGCAGAGACUAAUGAAGACAAAAUAGCUGCCAUGUUAAACCGACUGGUAGUUGUAGAGAAGAAGGUUGAACAAGUUGAAAAAGAAAAUGAGGCACUUAAAAAAGAAAACAAAAGAAUAAACGAGAAGCUGGAAACUUGUCAGUGUACAAACUCCCAAACGGAUAUCGACAUUGACAAAGUUGUUGGAGCAGAUCUAGAGGAAGUCAAAUAUACCAAUCAAAAUAAAUUGAAUCUAACAAGUAGUCCACCACCAGUACUUAUUCAACACAUGAAGACGUUGACUUUCCAUGACCAACGGAGGAAUAUUAGAAAGCGGUUAUUACUUGGAAGUAAGUAG